Molecule: messenger RNA, 2336 nt
Organism: Menidia menidia (Atlantic silverside)
Lineage: Eukaryota; Metazoa; Chordata; Actinopteri; Atheriniformes; Atherinopsidae
Source: the annotation of a GenBank genome assembly
ACACGGAGAGGAAUUCCCUCGCACAAACAAAAGCGGCUGUCAGGGCGUAUCGGUUCCAACGGCGCUCCAAAUUUACUGAAAUAAAAACGGACGAUUUCUGAAGCUGAGGAUGUUGUAAAACCCGCUGAAUUUUGGAUCCAAGCCCGAGGCUACAAAACUCCAUCGGAUGUUUGUUUUUUUUAAAUUUAUGAACACAUUCAAAUUCACUGCCUGGAUGGAUACUGAGAUUUUUUUUUUUUUAACAUCUUGCCGACCUCUUGCUGAAUAAGUCAUAUUUUUCUUUCCGCUCCAAACAGUCUGGCCCGUCAGAACCGUGUCAGCCUGGAGACCAGAGGACAAAGGUCUUGUCGUCUAUUACAGGACUAGAGGUUCCCCACAAACUGCAGCGACGCAAAAAUAAAAAUGUAGAAUUUUCUCGAGCGAGUAUUCUGUCACCUGUACGAGCCUUAAGAUGACAGGUCAGGUCCCCGGGGAAGCGGGCGGCGGGGCUCACAUGAAUGGCAAUGCGGCCAUCCGCAUCAACGUGGGCGGCUUCAAGAAGCGCCUCCUGUCAGACACUCUCUCCCGUUUCCCCGAGACCAGGCUCGCGCGUCUCCUCCAGUGCCAGUCCAAAGAGUCCAUUCUGGAGCUGUGCGACGACUACGACGACACGGAGAAAGAGUUUUACUUCGACAGGAACCCGGCCCUCUUCCCCUACGUGUUGAAUUUCUACAACACGGGGCGACUGCACGUCAUGGCCGAGCUCUGCAUCUUCUCUUUCAGUCAGGAGAUCGAAUACUGGGGCAUCAACGAGUUCUUCAUCGACUCCUGUUGCAGCAGCGCCUACCAUUGUAGAAAAAUGGACCAGGACCGAGACGACUGGGAUGACCGGAGCGACGAGGGAAGCACCACUUCCUCGUUCGACGAGCUUUUGGAGUUCUACAACGACGCCUCCAAGUUUGACAAGCAGCCGCUGGGGAGCGCGCGAAGGCGCGUGUGGUUGAUGCUGGACAACCCCGGGUACUCGGUGGCCAGCCGCAUCAUCAGCAUCCUCUCGAUUCUCGUGGUGCUGGGCUCCAUUGCGACCAUGUGUAUGAACAGCAUGUGCGAGUUCAGCCAGUUGGACGGUGAGGGUCAACCCACAGAGGACCCGCGUUUCGAGAUCGUAGAGCACUUUGGGAUCGGUUGGUUCACUCUGGAGCUAGUGGCCAGGUUCAUGGUGGCGCCAGACCUAAUGCAUUUCUUCUAUCACCCCUUAAACCUGAUAGACCUAGUGUCCGUUCUCCCUUUUUACCUAACGCUCCUCAUAAACCUGGUAGUGGACAGCAGUCCGGCGCUCGCCAACCUGGGAAGAGUUGCGCAAGUUUUGCGGUUGAUGAGGAUUUUUCGUAUCCUGAAACUGGCCCGACACUCCACGGGGCUGCGCUCGUUGGGGGCCACCCUCAGAAACAGCUACAAGGAAGUGGGACUGCUGCUUCUCUACUUGACUGUCGGCGUGUCCUUUUUCUCCGUCAUGGCCUACACGGUGGAAAAAGAAGACAGCGAGGAUCUCUCGACGAUACCUGCGUGUUGGUGGUGGGCCACCGUCAGCAUGACCACGGUCGGGUAUGGAGACGUGGUGCCGGUGUCCAUAGCGGGCAAGCUUACGGCCUCAGCAUGCAUCCUGGCCGGAAUCUUAGUAGUUGUGCUUCCGAUCACUCUAAUCUUCAACAAGUUUUCUCUCUUCUAUAAAAGACAAAAGCAGCUCGAGAUUGCGAUGAGAAGCUGUGACUUCGACGAGGGAAUAAAAGAGGUUCCUUCUGUUAAUCUAAGGAACUAUUACGCUCACAAAGUGAAAUCUCUCAUGGCCAGCUUGUCAAACAUGAGUCGGAGUUCACCCAGUGAACAGAGUCUGAAUGAAUCAUUACACUAAAACAGUCUGGUUUCCCAUACUUAGCCUUGGUGAAUGACGCUGUUCAUUCAUUUUGGCUGCAAGAGGAGCUGUUCGUGGUGCUGACACCACUAGUCCAACAAACAGCUUCCUUCCACUGACCCGUUUGCCUCCCUGUAGCUCAGUGCAAUAAAGUGUUGAUUUCUUUGUCUUUCACAGUGAGGCAAUAUGGAAUUGUACAUGACACCCUGAGUAUGACGUUUCACUGCACACUCAUCUGGUAUCUCACCAAACAUGCCGAAAUGUGACCACAACACAUAAAAAAGGUGAACGAAGCUGUUGUUGUUUACAGUCUUAGACAGUGUAACUAAUGUCCACCUUAAAGCUAUAUUGUCGUGAACAGAUAUGCCUCAAGUAGCUCCAGUUGUAUCUGUUAAAAAGGACUUGGUGUGUAAAUGUGGUGUUGCAACAAUACUUCAGAUGUGUG